AUGGAAAAUCGGGGGCUCUUCUGCACCUUCUGUUACCUGAUGUUGAACGCGCCUCUGCUGUUCAUCGUCACCGCUACCUUUACUGAAGUUCCCAAAGAUGUGACUGUUAGGGAGGGAGAUGAUAUUGAGAUGCCUUGCGCUUUCCGAGCCAGCGGAUCCACCUCUUACUCCUUGGAAAUCCAGUGGUGGUACCUUAAAGAACCCGCCAGAGAACUUGCACAUGAAUUAGCCAUCAGUGUCCCCGGCAAGCAGGAGCAGGUAACAAGCAAGGAUGCAACCAAAAUCAGCACCGUCCGCGUCCAGGGCAACGACAUCUCGCACCGGCUGCGGCUCUCGGGCGUGCGGCCGCAGGACGAGGGCGUCUACGAGUGCCGCGUGGCGGACUACAGCGACGACGAGACGCAGGAGCACAAGGCUCAGGCGCUGCUGCGCGUCCUCUCCCGCUUCGCGCCGCCCGACGUGCAGGCAGCUGAGGCGGUCUCGCACAUCCAGAGCGGAGCGGCUCCCCGCCGACACGGCCCCGCCGCCCGCCCCACGCCGCCGCGCCCCGGCAAGCGCCCGCCGCCGCCCCCGGCCGAGGGGGCUGUCCCCGCCACUGCCACCGCCUCGACGGUCGCCGCUGCCUCCUCAGCCUCGCCGCCGCCCGGCCAGGCCGCCAUCCUCCGACAGCACCACGGUCAGGGUACAGGACCUAUUUAUGCUACAGACCCACUCUUAUAUAUGUCCCUGUUAAUACUGCAUAAGCUUGUACAUUUAUUAGUAAACCACUGACGGACUGCUUCCUCCACUACUCCUCAGCCAAACAAAAAAGGAAUCUAUUUAUAAACAGAACACACCCCUGACAAAAAAACAGCUGCCGUUUAAAGAUGGACAGAAAGAGACUGGAGCAAGCAUGACAAAUCCUACAUGGGGGAAAAACAUAUUUUUUGGGAUGCCACAGAAAGUAAACCACAUAGAAUAAUGCAUCUAGUUUCCAGACUAUGGUGUAAAGCCCUGCUCUGUGCAUGGCACUUAUGAUUUCUCUAUUUUAAUGUAAUAUUUUUUUCUUUUCUAAACCUUUCCUCUGACUCUUCAUUUUGCACGAACUGUUGAGCAGUUAUCUUUAUGACAAUAUGUAAAGAUGUUGGGUCAAAACCCUUCCUAAGAAAGGAAAUAUUUUUAGUAGAUUAUUGUGUUUAGGUUUUUUGAAUUUCCUUUUCCUUUUUUAAUUAAAUUAUUUCUUUUGAGACAUUUUAAUUAAAAAGGUACCUCUUACCAUAAUUACUAUUCACUGUCAAUAAUAUUUAUUUUUAAACGAAGAUUGGAAACAAGGUAAGACAUUUGUUUAUAAACUGUAUUGUAUAUUGCUGAAUAACAGUUGAAUAAAAAGAUUUUGAAAUAAAGGUUUUACAGA
Calypte anna (Anna's hummingbird) is the source of this 1393-nucleotide messenger RNA. RefSeq names its product V-set and transmembrane domain containing 2B (gene VSTM2B). The record is from RefSeq and is a predicted model, not a curated record. NCBI's taxonomy places the organism in Eukaryota, Metazoa, Chordata, Aves, Apodiformes, Trochilidae.